Messenger RNA from Salvelinus sp. IW2-2015, 1740 nucleotides. Its product is annotated as cholesterol 25-hydroxylase-like protein. Gene Ontology annotation, cellular component: endoplasmic reticulum membrane. Lineage: Eukaryota; Metazoa; Chordata; Actinopteri; Salmoniformes; Salmonidae. Gene Ontology annotation, biological process: cholesterol metabolic process; sterol biosynthetic process. The record is from RefSeq and is a predicted model, not a curated record. Gene Ontology annotation, molecular function: iron ion binding; steroid hydroxylase activity; C-4 methylsterol oxidase activity.
AAGUAUUUGUAUAACUAAAUUCGUAGCCUACUUUCAGUUGGAUUGAAAUUGCUGGAGAGGACUGCCGAUAUUUCCAAUAGUCAACACUUGUUUAGAUGCUGAGAACGCUUCCCGUUUAAAAUUUGAUUUGAUUAAAUAUGAAGUCUAUGGCUGACACGAAUUGUACUUUUGAUCAACAUGGGGACCCAAAUGGAGAUAGAUUACUGCUCCAGGCGCUGUGGGAUGAUCUGCGAGCGCGACGGGAGUUUCUCACGUCACCUUAUCUGCCCGCAUGCUUUGCUUUCUUCAUCCACAUUCUCCUCUGCUCACCUUUCCUAGUAUUUGAAGCSCUGGGAUGUUUCUGGCCACGGAUAAAUUUCUAUAGGAUCUCUAGGAACGCUGAACCGUUGGGGCUGUGUUUGCAGCGAUGGGUUGACUGCAUUUGGAGGAUUUUUAUCAAAUACCUGACAACUAUUCUCCCGGCCAGCGCGCUCUACCAAAGCGUUCGGAAUCCAAUAUUUCCAGAACUCGCGCCAUCGUGGAGAGUGCUCAUAGCGGAGGUUAUCGCGUGCCUACUUCUAUUCGAUGCGCUGUUCUUCAUAUGGCAUUAUACCAUGCAUCGGGUUCCUUGGCUGUAUCGGAUGGUCCACCAGGCUCACCACCAGAACCGGAUUACCUUUGCCCUGACUGCCCAGGAUGCCAGCCCGGCUGAGCUCCUCUCCCUGCAGGUGCUGGCCCUGACCAGUGCCUGGGUGGUGGGCUGCCACCCUUUGAGCGAGGCCCUGUUCCACCUGCUCAACACCUGGCUGGCCGUAGAGGACCACUGUGGUUAUGACCUGCCCUGGGCCCUCCAUAGACUYCUGCCCUGCUUCGGAGGGGCCCCCUUCCACCAGGCACACCACCACGUCUACAGGGGGAACUACGCCCCCUACUUCAGGCACUGGGACUGGCUUUGUGGGACCUACCUGAGGGUAAGGGAGGAGGCAGGAAGGAAACAUGGAGGGAGGACAAUGAGGAGAAGGAGGAGGAGGAGGAAAAGCCUGGGGUCUGACUGUGUAUGUGCGCGGGCAUGCGUGUGUUAAAAUGUAUGCAAGCAAUGAAGCAAUCAAAUAACUGACAGGUCAGUUUUCACUCUCAAAAUUAUUAUUUUUUAUACAAUUUUGUUGUUUUUCUAAGUACUGUACAACAAAACUUAAAUCACAUCAGGAGACCACUUUUGAGGUGUGGGGAAGAAAAUAAAACUAUAUAUUUUGCAGGUUUUAGUUCCCCUUUUAAUUUCAAUUGAGCACAUCAAGAGACUGGUUUUUGGCUGGCAGUGUUUUUGUACUGCAUGUGCAAUAGCAGAGUUUGCAAAACAAAAUACCACCCGAUUUGAUACAAUUCAUUCUACCAGGUAAGCCUACUUUGCAGUUAACAUUUAAUUUGGAAAGUUUACUGGAAGGCCUUUAGAAAUUACUGUUUCGGAAAUGUUAACUGACUUGCCUAGUUAUAGUUUAAAUGUAAAAAAAAAUAUCAAAAAAAUUAACUGGCUGCACAAAGUGGUAGACACAGGCAUUCCCAUGCCAUUGRAUCUUCAGAAAGUUGCAAUAAAUACAAAUCACAGAUGCAUUCUUUAAUAUUUUUACAUGUAGGCUUUGGAUUGAAUGAAUCUGGUGUGAAAAUUAGCUUGCUAAUAAAAUCAGACAGUUAACGUCAGCUAGCUAAAGUUACAACAUCAGAUGAGCUAACAUUAGUAACCUAACCAAUUCUCUACAGUAUUAA